Messenger RNA from Gymnodraco acuticeps, 1772 nucleotides. RefSeq names its product induced stolen tip protein TUB8-like. Lineage: Eukaryota; Metazoa; Chordata; Actinopteri; Perciformes; Bathydraconidae. The record is from RefSeq and is a predicted model, not a curated record. The coding region runs from base 177 to 809 and encodes 210 amino acids. The transcript has 4 exons.
GGACAGCAGCUGAGCUGAGUGCUCCUCCUCGCUUCAAUCAUUUUCAAAACCUGCUCGAAACCCACGAACACGCAUUCAUUUACCUGCUGCUAAUAGCCAAGAGAAGAUGUUCUGCAGACGGGCAUUGCAGAGAGUCGGGCCGCUGGCACGGAGGGCUUUCGCACCAACAUCCAGAAAUGCAGCUCCUGUGCGGCACAUGGCCUUCGGGGUCCCCGGGGGCUCCAGCAACAUGGCAUACAUUGUCCUGUGUGGAGGGAGGCCUCACUGCUGCAGUCGUCUAUGCCUACAAGACAGUCAAUGGUGGUGUUGAGGAAAAAGUCGUCAGCGUUGAAUCGACAGCAAAGGCUCCCUCGGCAGAGCUAGCAGCAGAAGUAACAGCCCCCGCUGCUGAGCCCGCCCCAGUGGAGGAGGCUCCAGCUGCAGAGGUGGUGGCAGAAGUCAUCACAGAAGCUGUCGCAGAGGUCGUCGCCGCUCCUGCAGAACCAGUGGCAGAGACCGCCGCAGAACCUGCUGUCGAGGCCGCACCUGAAGAAGCCCCCGCUGCAGCUUCUGAGGUCGUCGCCGAGGUGGCAGCUGAGCCUGCAGCUGAGCCUGCAGCUGCAGAAGAAGCCGCGGCUCCUGUUGUGGCCGAGGCUCCUGUGGUGGCCGAGGCUCCUGUGGAAGUCGCCGCUGCUGAGGAGACGCCAGCAGAGGCCCCUGCUGCUGAGGCACCCGUAGAAGAAGCCCCUGUCGCAGAAGCCCCCGCAGUAGAGGCCCCCGGUCGCAGAAGAAGCUCCCGCAGCAGAGAGGCACUGGUACGGCAGCAGUAGAUGAAGCCCACCGCUGAGGCAGAGACGGGCUCUGUGGCCCCCGAGGCUGAGGCCGCCCCUGCUGCAGAGUUGGCUGCAUAAAGAUGUAACGGUGCCAUAGUUGCUCCGCGUUAGUUGUGCCGUGUCCCGCCUCUCUGGCCCGGGAAAAAAGGACUCAUGAACCACUAGAUUUCUCUUCCAGUUGCUCAAUAAAUUACCAUAGAGGUUCAUCAGUCCAGUUUUUCAGGUGCCUUCCUUCCCUUACAUCACCCCACCUUCUGACCCAAACCAGAACAUUCGGCAUAAGGCUGUUGAGAUUCAGUUUGGAAAUACCCAUUUCCCAUAGGAAUUGUUUUUAAAUAACAAGAGCAAAUGCAAUUAAUGGUUUGGAAGAUGUACAGUUAAUGGAAGUGUUGAACCAGGUGAUUUAAGGGAUAGAAAAGAGUUAUGUUUAUGUGAAUUGGUGUUCUAAAGUGCCCUUAAAACAGGACAGCCUCUUUUAUCUAAAUAUGUCCGCAUGGUGAAUGAAUGUAGUCCAUUUGACAUAUUGUGUAAGUCUCAUUCAACAUAAUUUGCGCUUGGUCUACUCUAAAAAAGACUCACUUACAGCUAAGUCCCAUGCCUCAUUGCUUAUGAAAGGAUUAUCAUGCAAACGGGGAGAAACCCAAUUAACGCACAUUUAGUUUUGACAGUCUCACAUUGCGUUUGACCAAAAAACAUUUUGCUCUUUUCCUGGCUGCAGCGCUUGACUAGUUUGCUUCAAUUAUUUUGCACAUCUCCUUUAAUUUCUACCCCAUUAUGAUCAGUUUUCUUCUUGCACAUUCAAACACACAUAAUUUGCCAGCCAACUCACGUCUCCUACUUUGUUUUUUGAAUGUGAAUUUGUUUCAGGGAACACUGCGGAAAAUUCAUUCACCUGUUUUUGAGCAAGUUGUGAUUUAUACAGUCGAGUUAUUCAAAGAAUAAAACAUCACUGGAUGAGAA